This is a messenger RNA of Caenorhabditis remanei, 1611 nucleotides long. RefSeq lists its product as uncharacterized. The record is from RefSeq and is a predicted model, not a curated record. The coding region runs from base 1 to 1611 and encodes 536 amino acids. The transcript is spliced from 9 exons. Gene Ontology annotation, biological process: innate immune response. Lineage: Eukaryota; Metazoa; Nematoda; Chromadorea; Rhabditida; Rhabditidae.
AUGCUCCGCCAACUCUUAAUUUUAUCGUGUCUUCUACUCCUGUCAGUUGCUUCUCAAGGCUACAACUGUUCAGGGAAAACAGUAGUAAAUCCUCCAAAGGACCUCAGUGAGCCCUACUAUUUCCCAAAUGACUGGAAUGAAUCGAUGCCUCCGGCCAAAUAUAACCAAUCUCAAAAAUGUAAAUGGCACAUAAUCGUACCCAACGGGAUGUAUGCGACAGCCAUAUUUUAUUUAGACGCGAAAGGAACUGGAGGCUUUAUGUUUGCGUACUCGAAUGAGCGUGGGACUUGGAUAUAUGACGACGACUUCUUCCCAUAUAUCUCGACUUUUCCAUACUUUGAAUUGCUGAUGUCUGUCGACAAUGAUCCUGGAGCAUUCUCAUUCAAAGUCACUUGGUCGAAUUACCCCAACGCCUGCCAAAGAAACAUCACAUUGGACGCGUCUACUCCAGUCCCUUUAAUUCCUGACACCUGUUUCACCACCUACACCGCUCCGAAUAAUGUGGCACUCAUUGGUUUCAGCACUAAAGAAGAUUCAGAUGACCAACUUCGACAAUCGGCUGUUUUCGAAGGCGACUCUUAUAAUGGAUCAUAUUUAGGAAACUUGUGGGAUAUGCGAGGGGGGCAAAUAGUUUCCAACAGUACUCAAUUGACAGUCUACACGUUUGGAUUGAGUGAGAUCUAUGAUUAUGUGCUGUAUAUGGGAGUCGAUGCAAAAGCUGUCGGAGACGGUCAAACCAUCACUGGAACUCGCUGCCGACCUGGUGAUGGAUGUGAAAUACCUGUUAGAACUGGAUAUACUGUAGCUACCGUAUCGGAAGACGCCGAUUAUUUAAUAAUACCCAGAUGGUAUUCAGAUAAGGGCACUCUAAAAAUUUACGAAGGAAAACUGAGCGAAGAUAACCUUUUGACGACGGUGAACCAAUCCGAUUACAAUUACAAAUUUCCUAUGGCUGUCAAAAACAAUGUGAAGUUCUACACUUUUCAAAACGGCAGCGUUAACAUUCCUCUCACCAACGAACCGCCUUUGAGCUAUUACAAAGUUGCUCCUGGUCGCAUUGUGAAUAUUCAUUCAUUCUAUUAUCGACAAUUAAGCAGUCAACAAUACACAAAUGAAACUUACACCACCACCAGUACAGAUGUAAAAGUGUAUUUCAACUUGGAUGUGAAGAGUUUCGAUGUGAUCGGGCCCACGUAUUUGGAUAUCAGCGUUUUUCGAGAUGACCAAGAGGUCUUCCAACAGAGAUACAAAGAAACCAACCGUCCACCUACUACCACUCUCCGCGUUCUUGGAGAUAAGAUUACUGUAACUUAUGACACGUUAGGGUACAAUACUACAGGUUUUGAAAUCAACAUGUUCUGCACGGAAGAUGACCAAACAACGACCACUACAAGCACUACUUCUACUUCAACUACAACAGUUGUCACGACUACAACCGUCCCGACUACAACUCAGUCCACUACGCCGACGACUAAACCAACUACAACCACCACUCCCAAAGCAAUUCCAACUACAACUAGCACAACAAUGAAAACUACAACUACAAAGUUCUCUGCUACUAACAAGUGUUCUUCAAUUUUUCUGCUAUUGUUCUUAGUGAUGUUAUGGUAG